Messenger RNA from Rotaria sp. Silwood1, 1659 nucleotides. Lineage: Eukaryota; Metazoa; Rotifera; Eurotatoria; Philodinida; Philodinidae. The record is from the annotation of a GenBank genome assembly.
AUGAGUAGUGGAAAAAGACAACAAAAAAAGCGACAACGUCAAUCAUCACCACCUCCACCAUCUUCAUUUAAAGCUCAUUUAGCUCAACGAUUACAACGAAUACGUAGUGGACAACGAGAUUUAUGGGCAGAUGAUGAUGAUAAUAAUAAUAAUAAUACUCAUCAUCGUCAUAAACAAUCAAAAACAACAAAUAAUAAAAAAACAUAUAUUGUUUUAUCGGAUUCUGAUGAUGAACGAUUAUCAUUACCAUUACAACGACGAUUACGAAGUAGUAAAUCAGGAAAAAAAUUAUCACGAAAUCAUGAUGAAAAUGUUAAUAAGAAUACUACAUGUUUAAUAUGUUCAAUAUUAUCUCAAUUAUCAUCAUAUAAUUGUUGUUCAGAACAUUUAUCUAUUCUUAAAAAUCAUUCCGAUCAUCAUCAACAACAACAAACAACAAAUUCUCAAUGGUUACCAGACAAAGUUAUGAUUGUACCUGUAACAGAUGAAAUUGUUCAACGUUAUCUUGAUCCACAACAAAUACAUAAUUUACGAACACAAACAUCAAUAACAAAUAAGAAAAAUUCAACAUCAACUUCAAAAUCUCUGAAUAAAUCAACAAUGACAUUAGAUCUUUCUCCUAUAGAACAAUCAGGAAGAAACAUUCCAAAAUCAUCAAUACAAUCUACUCAAAUGGAUAUUGAACCACUUGCUUCAACUAUUGUGAUAGAAUCAGUAUGUUCAAAGUUAACAACAAUUCAACCUAAUUUAAUAACUACAACUGUUACAACAACGAAUAAUAUUGAAAAUUCAACUAAUAUUGAUAAUGAACUAUUAGAAAAAUCACCUAUUGAAAUGAUUAUUAUUGAUGAUACUCCAACAGAUAAUCAAGAAGAACAUACAACAAAAAUAAAAUCUACGAAUAAUAAUAAACAAAUGAAUCCAUGGUCUCCAAUUAGUGAUGAAGUUGAUGCUGCUCUUGAACAUGUUCUUAAUCAAAUUUCUUCAUCUAAUGAUAUUCCACUUGAAUUUACACCAACAACAGCUCGACGAACAGAUACAGAAAUAAUGGCUGCUCUUUUACCAAAAAUACCAUUAAAACAAGGACGAUUUCGUUCCGGUAAACCAAUCAUAAAUCGUUCAAUAUCGAAUGCAGCUAAUGAAUAUCGACCAUUAUUAAAUGCUCAAUCAUCUCCGUUACCAUCAUCCGUUAUUAAUAAAGAUCAACCACUACCUAUGACAACUAAUAUUGAGAAAAAACCAUCAUCAUCAAUAUCAUGUCAAACUUCAAAUGAUUCCGAAAAUUUAAAUGAUAAUCGUAAUAAUAUUCCUACUAGUUGUAUAUUAACACAAGAUGAAAUAAAUCAAAAUGAUAAUAUGUCAAUAACGACAACAACAAUCAUACAAACUAAUGAAGAUCUUCAUACAAUAUCGAUUAUUAAUGAAAAUCCUAAUACAGAAUUUGAACAAGAUCGAACAAAUGGAGAACAAAAUGUUAGUUCAUCAACUACUAAUGAAAGAACACCAGCAAGAAUAACCUAUCGUAUGAAUCCUGAUGGAACACGAGUUAGUAUAUCACGACCACCAUUACCAACAAAUCGUCAAUCAUCAUGUUUUAGUUCUUUACGUCGAAACUCAACAGAUGUAACUCCUAUUCAAACAAAUACAAAACAAAUAUAA